Molecule: messenger RNA, 1264 nt
Organism: Paramecium octaurelia
Lineage: Eukaryota; Ciliophora; Oligohymenophorea; Peniculida; Parameciidae
Source: the annotation of a GenBank genome assembly
AUGGAAUUAUAAAUAAUAAAAAAAGAAAUGUUUUUUUUACUCUUAUAUGGUGUCAUGUAUCGAAAUUUAUUUAUUAAGAGCUUUUUAGCCUUAAGCUUAUUAAUGACAGGCUUAUUUGAGUACAACUGUAUGUUUUAUCUGUUUGAGUGGAUUUGGUUAUGGUUUUUUGGGAUGAUUUUAUCAAUGGUAUUUUUAAUAAAGGAAGAUUCAAUAAAUGAGGAAGAGAGAGAACAGCUACUUGAAAAGGAGAUUAGUGAACACAAAUAAACAUACAUACCAUUUACAUAGUAUGCUAUAAAUGCAUCAAUACAAGCAGCAGACAUAUUAUUAAUAUGUUUUGAAUUAUUCUAUAUGAGCUUCGGAUUGUUCAUUAUAGUAAAAUAAAUGAAGUAAUAUAGUGUUAAGGGAUUGUGUUUGUAUCCUAUAUCAUCUAUACAAAUAAAUACGAUUAGCUAAAACUCAUUUAUGGAGGUGUGGUCCUACUGAUAGGCAUUUUCUCACUCGCUUUGGAUACCGAUGGGAAUGAUAAAUGCUACAUUGGUUUGAUAGCAACUCUCCUUCAAAUAGGAACAAAUAUCUAUACCGUAAAGUUAAAAGAAGAAUUUAUGUGCUAGUAAUUAGAAUUCUUAAUAAUUUAAAGAUAUAUAUUUCAGCAUUCCAAAUAUAUUUCCUAUACUGGUCUACUCAAGUUUCUGAUUUGGGUAAUUGUGAUGGUGAUUGUCAACUUCAUUCCCUGUCCUAAAGUUGAUAAGAUUACGGAAUAUAAAUGUCCAGACAAUACAAAUUCUGAUAAGAAAUGUUCUCCUAAUGGCAAUUUGGGAGAUUUCUUAGGGUAUUUUGAAUCUACCUUUUCAGAAGAAUACAAUCAGAAUCAGCAGAAGAAUAUUGUAACCAAAUUAUAAUUAUAUUGUAAAGACCUACCCAGUAAUAGUGUUCGUGGUGUUGAUCGUAGUGAGUUCAGCCAUUAGCUACAUAGAUAAUAAAAUAACCAUCAAGUAAUAAUCAGACAAGAAACAAAUUAUUUAACAAUUUGCCUUUUUUCCUUUAUAGAUUUGGGUAUAUCAUAGUAAUUUAAAUACAACUUUGUUUGUGUUUUGCAUUUUGUUCUUCAUUUUGCAAUGGUUAUUAGGACUCUAUAUUGUAAAUGAUUGAUAAUUAAGUAGAUACUUUAAGACAAGAAGAUAGCCAAAUAUGAAUAAAUCGAAGAGGAUCAGGAUUCAGAGUUUUCAUGAAAAAUAUUUUAAUUUUUUUGUAAUGAGUCAUG